This is a messenger RNA of Rhodotorula toruloides NP11, 1803 nucleotides long. RefSeq names its product major facilitator superfamily protein. Lineage: Eukaryota; Fungi; Basidiomycota; Microbotryomycetes; Sporidiobolales; Sporidiobolaceae. The record is from RefSeq and is a predicted model, not a curated record. Gene Ontology annotation, biological process: transmembrane transport. Gene Ontology annotation, molecular function: transmembrane transporter activity. The transcript has 7 exons. The coding region runs from base 1 to 1803 and encodes 600 amino acids.
AUGUCGAAGGCUAUCGACAGUCCAGCGCUAUCCCAGUCACCCACGCUCGAAGGCGCGGACGACGAGCGCAAGUCUGCCCUCGCGACCUUGCCGUCUUCCGAUGCCCCGGCGAGCCAGGCGAACAAGCCUCCAGCAGGUCCUCCAGGUCCCAUGCAGCAGGAUCCGUCGCUUAUCCUCCAAGGAAAGAAGCUCGCGGUCGUCUUCACGGCGAUGCUGCUUGCUCUGUUCCUGAUAGCGGUAGACCAGUCAAUCCUUGCGACGGCGCUUCCUCGCAUCGCUUCCGACUUCAACGCCUUUGACAAGCAGGGCUGGUGCUCUUCCGCAUUCGUCCUCACGCAAACCGCCUUCAUCCUUUGGUUCGGACAGUUCUUACGCAUCUACUCGGCGAAAUGGACGCUCGUCGGCUGCAUUCUCCUCUUCGAAGUCGGUUCUAUCAUUUGCGGAGCAGCGCCCAACGUGAUGGCGAUCAUCUGGGGCCGCGCCAUCUCCGGCGUUGGCGCUGCCGGCAUGUUCGUCUCGAUGCUGCAGAUCCUCGCCCAGGUCACCCGUUUGGAAGACCGACCUAAACUAUUUGGCCUAUUCGGCGGUUGUUUUGGCGCAGCCUCGGUGAUUGGGCCGUUAGGCUGGAGGUGGGUGUUUUGGCUGAAUCUUUGCGUGGGAGCGCCCUCCCUCGUCGGCUGCACCUUCCUCCUCAAGUCGAUGCUCCCCAUUGGAGCCGACCCGACGAAGCGCUCCCCUCGCGACCUUCUCCGCCAAACUUUGCGCAUGGACUGGAUUGGUGCGACGCUCGUACUCGGCGCUGUCACCGCCCUCGUCUACGCCCUGCAAACCGGCGGAAACCAGAAGCCAUGGUCGGACGGCGGCGUUGUUGCGUGCUUCGUCGUCGCCGGCGUACUCUGCGUCGCCAUCUUCUUCUGGAUGCGCUACAAGGGCGACUCCGCCCUCGUCCCGCCCGCCGUCUUCCAGAAGUCGCCCGUCUCGGUCUGCGGCAUCUGCGGUGCCUCGUUCUUCAACCGUUGCUCCCUUCUCAUGAUCAGCUACGCCGUACCCGUCUUCUUCCAAGUCACCCGCCAUCACGACGCGACCAAGUCCGGCGUCGACCUUCUCGCCUACAUGCUGUCCGUCGUCAUCACGGUCAUCCUCGCCGGCCGUGUCGUCUCCGCCACGGGGCGAUAUUGGUACUUCCUCGUCGGCGCGCCCGCCUUCGGGGCCGUCGGUGCUGGCCUUCUGUACACCGUCACUCCCUCGACGAGUACGGCCAAGAUCAUCGGUUACCAGAUCCUCUGCGGCGUCGGCACAGGCGCGACGCUGCAGAACUCGCUCUUCGCGAUGCAGGCCGAGUUCCGCGAUGAGAUGCGGCUCGUCGCCCAGGCUACCGGCGUCGCCAGCUUCUCGCAGUUCCUUGGCGGUACCGUCUCGCUCGCCAUCGAACAAGCGGCGCUCUCGACGCAGCUCGCGAAGAACUUCCCCAUCUACGCCCCUCAGGCUCCGCUCGCCGUCAUCAAGGAGUCACCCCUCGAGAUCUACUCCCUCCCCUCCGACAUUGUCCCUUCCGCCAUUUUCGCCUACGUCAAGUCGCUCAAGAUUGUCUUCGUGAUCCCUGUCGCGUACUACGGUCUCGGAAUCAUCUCGGCGCUAUUCAUCAACAACAUCUCCAUCAAGCCGCCCGCCGCGGCGAAGGGCGACGCGAAGGACGCCGAGGAGGGGAAGAUCGCGCCCGUCGAGGAGCCGAAGGAGAAGGCGGAGGAGGACGUCGCGAAGGGCGUCGCGGAAGGAGAGGUUGCGCGGUCGGAGGGCGUCUGA